AUGGCGUUCACUGCCUUGCUGCUGCUGCUGCUGCUGGGCACAGGUACAUGUGCCAUGACCCCCACCGAGACCACCAUGGAGACAACCGAGACGACCACCACAGAGACAACCACCACAGAAACAACCACCACUGAGACAACCACCACAGAAGCAACCACGACCAACACAAGCAGCACGACCAAUGCAAGCAGCACAACAAACGCAACCACCAUGACCAAUGCAACCAGAACAACCACUGCAAGCAGUGCAACAAACGCAACCACCAUGACCAAUACAACCAGAACAACCAACGCAAGCAGUGCAACAGACGCAACCACCAUGACCAAUGCAACCAGAACAACCAACGCAAGCAGCAUGACCAACACAAGCAGCCCAACCAACACAACCACCAUGCCCAACACAACCACUGCUGACAAGACCACCAUAGAGUCAACCAUGACCAACACAACCACCACUGGCAGGACCACCACGGAGUCAACCAUGAUCAACACAACCACCACGGACAGGACCACCACCCCUAUGACCACUGCUCCGAACAUCACAAUCUCCAAAACCACAAGCAGCAAUGGGACCCAAAUCUCCCACCCCAUGGUCUUCCCCACUACAGGCAACACUACAAACUUCCAGUCCAGCAACAGCCCCGCAAGCAACGCCACAACCACCAGCACCUCAGUGCCUGUCUCUAGCAGCGCUACCAUCUCCCCCGCCAAUGCCACCAGGACCACCUUCAGCACCAACACGGCCACCAGCAGCUCCGCAGUUCCCACCUCCCCCGCGGGUGGUAGCACAGCGAUCCCCAACUCCAGUACCAAAGGCAGCGGGAGCAGCAGCCCUCAGGUCAUCUCCACGCAGCAAACCUCUGCCACCGCUCAGAGCAGCACGGCUCCCAUGCUGCUCCUCCGCGUCCUGCUGUCCUUCCACAUCAUCAACAGGAGCUUCAACGAGAGCUUGCGCGACCCCACUUCGAAGGAGUACAGGAGCCUGAGCGACACUGUCUUGACCAUGUUCGAAUACGUCUUUGGCUGCGCGACCUGCAUGGACAGACAGACCUACAAGGGAUGCAGCGAGCUCCUUUUCAGCCAAGGCUCGGUGAUGGUGCAGUCCACCCUUGUGUUCGGGCACGGCAAUGACACGGUCACCAGCAACGCCGUUGAGCAGCAGCUGAGGAACAGCCUGGACUCGAAUGGCGCCAUCAUGGGCCUGCGGCUGGCCAACAUCCGGAGCACUCCUCAGGAGGAGACGUCCCCAGCACCGGUGCCUGGGGUCCCAGGUUGGGCCAUUGCUCUGCUGGUCCUGACCACCAGCUGCCGGAAAAGUCAAAAGAGCCUGGACCUGUUCAGCACGAAGGACUCCUACCACCCCAUGGACGAGUACGCCCCGUACCACAGCCACGGGCGCUACGUGUCACCCAACAAGAAGCACAACCCCUACAGCCAGGUGAGAGCCCAGUGCCACCGUCCCCGGGGCUGCUCGUGCCUGGCGUCCUGGCUGCUGCGGGGCUGGGGCGGUGCAGGGGAAGCGCUGCGGGCGGGGGCCGCAUCCAGCUGCCUGGCUCCAUGCGAGCAGCUCGCCCUGUUCAAAUACCAGGGGCCUGGGUAA
Molecule: messenger RNA, 1599 nt
Organism: Egretta garzetta (little egret)
Lineage: Eukaryota; Metazoa; Chordata; Aves; Pelecaniformes; Ardeidae
Gene: MUC1
Product: mucin 1, cell surface associated
Exons: 7
Coding region: 1-1599 (532 amino acids)
Cellular component (GO): apical plasma membrane
Source: RefSeq, a predicted model, not a curated record